AUGGCGAACGCCGCGGCGACGCUGCCGCAGGUGGAAACGCAAUGGCUCUUCCAGAAGGAGGACCUGGCGCAGACGCCGAGCGUGACGGGCGUGAGUGAUGGGUCGCGCCGCGCCGCAUCGCCGCACAAGGUGCCGACGCUCACACCGACGCAGGAGCGCGUCCUGCGCGGAAAGGGCGUGCACCUCAUCUUCAAGAUGGGCGAGUUUUUGCAGCUGGGCCAGCAUGUCAUGACGACCGCGGUGACGUACUUCCACCGCUUCUUUAUGCGGCGCGCGCUGCAGGUCUCGCGCUCGGGACAGGGCUGGUCGCACUAUGAAAUUGCCGCCGCGUGCGUCUUUCUCGCAUGCAAGGUGGAAGAGGCGCUGCGCAAGCUCCCGGCCGUCGUCGAUGCGGCUAUGUCCUCGCUGGACAAGUCGCACGAGGGGCAGAUGCGCUGGGCUGACCGCUCCUACCGCGCGAAUCCGACGUCGCACGAGUGCCAGAAAUGGCGCGACUGCAUCCUCCUGCACGAAGAGGCGCUCCUGACGACACUGUGCUUUGACCUCGUCGUCCCGCAGCCCCACGAAGUUCUGGUGCGGGCCACACAGAGCCUCGAGGUCGAGCGCCCGGUCGCGCGCCUCGCGUGGUGCAUCUUAAACGACUGCUUGCGCGACCCGACGUUUGUCCUGUUUGACGCGCCGGUCGUUGCGGCAGGCGCGUUCAAAAAGGCGUGCGCGCUGCGCAGCAUCGACCCGGCCAUGUACUAUGCCGCGCGCCCACGCGACGCGCCCCCGGUCACGCCGGAGGAAAACUACCUCGACUGGCUCGAUGUGUUUGACGUCGACGAGGACGAGGCCCAGGCGGCGAUGACGGCGAUCGACCAGGACGUGUACGACUUUCAUAUGCCUUUGCAGCACCAGCGUGCACACAAGGGCGAAAAGAGCGACAAGGAGCUCAAGGCACGAGGCGGCGCACUGGACGUGGCGACGCCCGAGCGGUCGGCGGAGCCGCCCGAGCGGCCGGCGGAGCCUGCGCCCCGGAAACGCUCCGGAUCGCAGUCGUCCCGCGAGUCUGGCGAGAUAUCUAGUUAG
Molecule: messenger RNA, 1071 nt
Organism: Malassezia japonica
Lineage: Eukaryota; Fungi; Basidiomycota; Malasseziomycetes; Malasseziales; Malasseziaceae
Exons: 1
Coding region: 1-1071 (356 amino acids)
Biological process (GO): positive regulation of DNA-templated transcription, elongation; regulation of transcription by RNA polymerase II
Cellular component (GO): cyclin/CDK positive transcription elongation factor complex; nucleus
Molecular function (GO): cyclin-dependent protein serine/threonine kinase activator activity
Source: RefSeq, a predicted model, not a curated record